AUGUCUGCAGCAAUGGCCGCCCAUUUGUCCGUGGUGACUGCCCAGUCACCAUCGCUCUCGGCCGCCCGUCAGAGCGUCAUCCAUCUCUACCGCGACUUCCAGCGCGGUGUCCCAGAGAUUAUGCGCACGCAUCAGGUCGACAUGCCCAUGUCGAUGAUCCGCACCAAGAUCCGUGAGGAGUUUGAGCGCCACCGCGAUGUCAAGGACUUGGCUGUCAUCGAUAUCUUGUUGUUCAAGGGCCGUCAGGAGUACCAGGAGACCAUGAACGCCUGGAAGCAGGAGACCCACCUCAUGCGCUACUUUAUCAAGGACGAUGCUCCCCCCAAGCCCCAGGGUUUCUUGGAGAAGUUCUUGGCCGGCAGAGACUAA
Molecule: messenger RNA, 369 nt
Organism: Linnemannia hyalina
Lineage: Eukaryota; Fungi; Mortierellomycota; Mortierellomycetes; Mortierellales; Mortierellaceae
Source: the annotation of a GenBank genome assembly